AGGGAAGAGGCUGCAGAUACGCGACUUGUGAUCCGGUUUUUUCCCCUAUUAAUUCCUACAGAAUACAGAUUAUUUUUAGACUUGUAAAUGAUUGUUCGCGUGUAGUUUCGGACGCGAGGAGAAUUUCCCUGCGUCAGUCCCGUUGUGUUAGCUUAAAAUCAGGAGUUUGCGGUCGCGAGGUUAGCGGGGUGAGUACACGCAGCAUCUGUCGCUGGACCGGGUUGACUCUGGAUGUUGUGUCCGGGAGAUUUGGUAUUACUGUUGGAUGCUGUGAACUUGAACCCACCGGAGUGGAUUUAAAAGCACUCGCCGUGUUUAAUUUGGCUAUGUAGCGCGUGCUUAGCCGGUGAUGUUAGCAUGUACGAAUCCAGGUUGAAGCAGGAACAGUUCUCAGUCAGAGGCUUUUAAAAUGUCGUAGCUUUUGUCGUGAAUUGUUGACAUUUUAUUGUAGCUAGUUACUCGGAAAGCUUCCCUGCUGUAAUUACAAAGCAGCUGUAGCCGUGUGGAUGUGUGGAGCAGGAGAAUGAGCGCGAGCUUCAUCAGACGAGGAUGCCGCCGUCUUUCGACUGAGACCGUCCUGACCAGCGUUUCUCUAAGCUGACCAGCAUCUGCAGGAGAGAACUGGCUUUUCUGCUCCUCCGACUGUCUGUGAAGCGGCGGAAAUAUGGCCGGAGAGGGAGACUUGCUCGCGGUGUCUGUCGCCAACACGUCGGUGGUCUCCAGCCCGACCCCGGGCAGCGAUAACCGAGGCUGCGAGAAUGGCGCCCUGAUGGACUCCUUUGGGAUUUUCCUGCAAGGCCUGCUGGCUGUGAUGGCUUUCAGCACGCUCAUGUUGAAACGCUUCAGGGAGCCCAAACAUGAGAGGAGGCCCUGGAAGAUCUGGUUCCUGGACACCUCCAAACAAGCUAUUGGGAUGCUGUUCAUCCACUUUGCUAACGUCUACUUGUCAGACCUCACAGAACAGGAUCCCUGCUCACUAUACCUCAUUAACUUCCUUUUAGAUGCUUCUCUGGGAAUGUUGCUAAUAUAUGCAGGAGUACGAGCUGUCAGUGCUAUUGUGGAGUGGAGACAAUGGGACUCUCUGCGGUUUGGGGAAUAUGGAGAGCCAGUGCAGUGCACUGCGUGGUUGGGCCAGUGCAUCCUCUACAUCCUCAUCAUGGUSUUUGAGAAAGUUCUUAUCAUGUUGGUCCUUCUCAUCCCCCAGUGGAAAAAUCUGGCUCUCCACAACCCCAUAAACAAUCCUGACCUGGAACUGGCCAUUGUCAUGCUCAUCGUUCCGUUCUUCGUCAAUGCCCUCAUGUUUUGGGUGGUAGAUAAUUUCCUGAUGAAGAAGCACAAGACAAAAGCAAAACUGGAGGAGAGAGAAGACGAUUCUCGUGGGAACAGUAAGGUUCGCUACAGACGAGCUCUUUCUCACGAUGACUCGGAGUCAGAGAUCCUGUUCUCAGCAGACGAUGAGAUGGAUGAGUCAGAUGAAGAUGAUGUCCGUCGACUCCCUGGUCUGAAGACGGUGAAGAAGAAGAAGCUUCGCAUGGGGAUCCCUGUUUGACUCACAUGUUCAGCGUUACUGCUAGGAUCUUCUGGUUGCUCGUCACCUCCCAGGCCCACAGAUGUUUCCUCACAAAGGAUCCUCCUAAAAGACCAAUGAUUAUGUUAUACUUAAAUUCUCUUUGCUGAGGACUGCUAUAUGAACCAUUUCUGAACUGGGACACCAAAACCUAUUUUUUGUUUGUUUGUUUUGCAGUCAGUUAUGAUUUUUGAUGCAUGUCAACUUGGCACUUUUAAGGAUAACUGUUGCGUUUAAAGAUGUGGAGAAAAAAAGAAUCCUGUCACGAACAGACAUUAUGCUGAUAAGGUGGUUUUGUAUGCAUCGGAGGAGACGAUUAGCAGCAGUGUAGUGGUUCCAGAUCAGACAUGGUACCCACUCUGUUUGUGUUGGGUUCUUUUGAUACCAGACAGGUUUCUGAAGGAACUGUUAUCCUGAUGUAGACUUUGUCAGCUUUGUCCCUUUUUGUCUUGUGUAGACCUACCACCAAGGACCUAUUAUGGAAUUGUGAGGUGUGUACAUUUACACACUUCUCAACCUACAAACUAGCAUUUUUUUUUUUUCAUUGUUUGAAUCACUGUAUUGGUGCGGUUCUAACACAACGCAGCAUAGUUACAAACUUCGUCUUGUCUAUAACACUUAUGUCAAAGGGAGCAUGUUCAUUCUUGUAGUAAUCUUCCAUUUUGUCUUCAAAUAGAUUUAAGAUGUCUGACUGUUAAAACAGGACUACAAAUCCCACACUGCAGCAUUUCUACUGCUGUCUGACAGAAAUAAUACUGCUGUCUCAUUUUGUCUGGAACUGUGAUACUCGUGUGGAUUUUUAAAUGUUGUUAAUAUUUUUGUUUUGGGUUUUGGUUGGUUGUUUGGGGUGGGGGGGGAGGGGUUGCCAAAAAUGGCAACUCUUUGUUCCCAAAGUCUUUUUCAUUCCUUUGCUCCACCUGAGUGAGAGUUAUUAUAGGAGUUAUUUUUGCACCGUUUCCAAGCUGACAUCCUUUCUUUUUGUUUUUUGUAUUUUCUGUGUCAUUACUUUGUUUCCCCUGACAUGUGCCUAAGUAAAAUGAGCAGUGUUUUGUUUGUUUUGCUUUAAUAAUUUUGGUUGGUUAUGUUUUUCUUUGAGGGUUUUUAACAGCGCUUCAGACGGCAAAGCAUAAAGCAGCAUUCAGCAGGCUCUGAUGUUCCGAAUGUUAACUUGCUUAGACCUUUAAACUGUAAAUGAUGACUGUGGACUGGCUGAGAAAAACAGGUGUGUGUGUUACGAGCUGAAAACAGAUACUUUGUCAGAAUGACUACUGGAUCUGUUUAAAAGUAAACUGGGUGACAUAAACUGUGAAAACCUU
Messenger RNA from Austrofundulus limnaeus, 2883 nucleotides. RefSeq names its product STIM activating enhance (gene stimate). The record is from RefSeq and is a predicted model, not a curated record. Gene Ontology annotation, molecular function: calcium channel regulator activity. Lineage: Eukaryota; Metazoa; Chordata; Actinopteri; Cyprinodontiformes; Rivulidae. The transcript has 8 exons. The coding region runs from base 665 to 1549 and encodes 294 amino acids. Gene Ontology annotation, biological process: activation of store-operated calcium channel activity. Gene Ontology annotation, cellular component: cortical endoplasmic reticulum; membrane.